Molecule: messenger RNA, 1966 nt
Organism: Photinus pyralis (common eastern firefly)
Lineage: Eukaryota; Metazoa; Arthropoda; Insecta; Coleoptera; Lampyridae
Product: A disintegrin and metalloproteinase with thrombospondin motifs adt-1-like
Exons: 11
Coding region: 25-1938 (637 amino acids)
Biological process (GO): proteolysis
Molecular function (GO): metalloendopeptidase activity
Source: RefSeq, a predicted model, not a curated record
GAUCUCGAAAUUGUUUAUUUGCCAAUGCUAGUUUUUGAAGAGGCGCUCGACGGAUCCCAAAAUCGAAUUAAACCGAACUUUAGUUUUAAGGCGUUUGGACGGAGCGUCUCUCUGAAUCUGAAGCCGAACGAGAAACUAAUUUCCCCCCAUCUCAAAUCGUACAUUUACAAUGGUGGAAAAUUUGAAAGGGUGCCGUUUGCACCUGAAAGUUGCCAUUACAUACAUCGUGAUGAAUUAUUAACUGCGGCGAUUAGCAGUUGUGAUCCGAACUCAUUGCAAGGCUUUCUGUUUUUAAAUAAUUUCACUUAUGGGAUUCUUCCUUUAACACCUCAAUUACAUUCGGUAAUCACCUUGGCUAGUCCAUUGCUCUUUGACGCAGCUAGUCCAGAUAUCCAGGGAAAAGUUCCGCAUGUUGCGUACAGACUGAGUUCUUCGUCUAACCCAGUUCAGUUUAGAAAUAUCGUCAAGUCUAACCCUUAUUUAUAUGAUGGAUACGUAACUGAAGAUAGCAAACCAUUGGAAUUGACCGCAGAAGUCGCUCUGUUCUUCGACGCGGAAGCGUACCAAAAGUUUGCUCCUUAUUUCAAAGAAGAUGAAACCAAGUUAAGAGAAAUGCUCCUAAUUUACAUGAACGGGAUUCAAGCGUUGUAUCACCAUCCUAGCCUGGGAACAAAACUAGACUUUGUUCUAGUAAGACUGGACAUCAUGAAAACCCAACCUGCAGACCUACCCGACUUCGGCGGUGAACGAUCAAAGUUACUAGACUCAUUUUGCAACUACCAAAAGAAACUGAAUCCUACAAGUGACGACGAUCCUCAGCAUUGGGAUCUAGGACUUUAUGUUUCUGGCCUUGACUUGUUUGAACUCGACGAAACCGGCCAAGGAAGUACCGCUACUCUGGGAUUAUCCACAGUAGGGGGGGUAUGUUAUCCCCAAUAUGCGUGCAUAAUUGCUGAGAUGGGUGCUACGAAUAUAUUCGGCGAACCAUAUCCUAGUGCCGGAUUCUCAAGUGUCUACAUUUCAGCGCACGAAAUCGGACAUAACUUGGGAAUGCAUCAUGAUGGAACGAAGAACAACUGUCCCGUGGAAGGUUACAUAAUGUCUCCAUCUCGAGGUACCUCUGGUGAAACUCAGUGGUCGUCUUGUAGUGCCGAAGUAAUGGCAAACUUGUUAAAUUCAAAAUGUUUGCAAGACUUUACUGGUAUUCCCAACAAAAACUUAGACCAUUCCAUUCAUAAGGACUUGCCCGGCCAAGCGUUUAGCGCUAAAAAGCAAUGUGAGAUACUUUUACGCGACAAGGACGCUGUAGUGUCUCCCAAUCGAGAGCUUUCUAAACUAUGUGACAGUAUCGAAUGUAAAACACCAAAUCGUGGCGGUUCUUAUUUUGCCGGACCUGCAUUAGACGGGACCGAGUGUGGGAAAAGAAAGUACUGUUUUGGAGGGGAAUGUGUACCGAAAGCAUUAUCACUGGAUCGUCCGGUUACUUUGGACAAAUCCCCCAUGUCAAACUAUCCAAAGUGGAAACUUUUUGAGAAUCAAAUGUCCACGUAUGACUAUGCCUCACGACAAUGCAAACACUUUUCGAAAUUGCUGCCUUUUUUAAACUUGCAGGAAAUUGGUUUACAAAUUGGUCAUGAAGAAGAAAACCCAUGGAUGGCCUGUGCGAUAUUUUGCCAAAAAUCCGAUUUUAACGAUUACUACACACCGAGAGCGGAAUUACACGUUUUAGGACUCUCGCCGUAUUUUCCAGAUGGAACAUGGUGCCACAGUGAUCGAAAUGUUAAUUAUUUCUGUAGGCAGCACCUGUGUGUUCCCGAAGUGAGAGAACGCGUCUCUCAUUUCGUGCCAAUCAGCCCACAAAAAUCGCCUAUUUUGGAGCCAAACGUGGAUAUAUCAGACGAAAUGGAAGAGUUAAGUUCACAAAGAAUUGGAUUUUAGAAAUUGUUUACCUACUACCCAACAUCAC